AUGGACAGCGACAGCGAGGCCAACCAAAUCGCCGACCAGGACUCGGUGAUCACCCAGAACAGCGAGAACGUCGAGGACGAGGCGUUCCACUCCGAAGACCCGCCAAUUCCGUCGUACGCGAGCGGAAAGAAGACGGUAGCAUUUGACGAGAACAGGAACCAGAUCAACGAGAGACCGCUGAACGAGAGCGAGUACAGCGGCUCCGCCAGCUCCUUAGUGGUUGGUGCGGAGUGGCAGAGAGGCGUGGACGCCAGAUUGGCGCUGCAACAGGUCUUUGAGCCAGAGGAGUUUGUGACUUCAUCUCCGAUCAAGCAGGACGUCUAUUUUGAAAACAGCACGAUCUACGACAACCCGAUGAAUUCGCCGCAAAUGUCUCGCCGACUGGAUGCAGACUACAGCUACACGGUGCCGUUCUACCAGAACGACGAGUCAAGAGAUUCGUCGCCGACGAAAACCUACACCGGAGCCUCUCUUGGCGACGAUAUUCCUGUUCUGGCACACGGCUCGCUGCAGCCAGAGGACCAGCUGCAACAGGAAAAUGAGCGCAUCAGCCAGCCACACGACGCCCCACCUCGCUCAAGAGAGCAGGCAGAGCCCGCACAGCUUCAGGAAGUCAACGUUGCCAGAUUUGUCAACGGCGCUGUGCGGCUCCACUCAGGCACUUUGUCAGAACCCAAGGCGGCCAAUUCAGACCUCGCCGCCGUGAUCAGCCACUUCAAGUUGGAGCGAGAGCGCGCAAUGGCCGAGCGAGACGCAGCAUUGCAAGAGCUAGAUAGAAUCAAGUCAGUCCAGACAGAGUUCGAGGACGAAACCAUGAGCAACAAGCUCGCAAAGUUCCUGCAAAGCCUGUCGUCAACAAUCAACACACUGGAGUCGCACGUGGAGAAAGACCUGGACGACGAGGUGAGAAAACUGCGCUCAGAUAUGGCCCAGGUGCAGAAGGACAAAAUGGAAGCCAUGUUCAACGCGGGCGAGUAUUUGCGCGAAUGCAACAAAAAGGACACGAUUCUGCGGCAGGUCAAGCCGCAGCUCAUAUAUCUCUACCAGGAGCUGCUGGUCCCAUUUGUGAACUGCGGAGUUGCCGACAGCCUGGUGGCCGGUACGCAGAAACACGAGAUCCUGAAACUGUACGACUCCUUGGUGAUGGGGCCGCACAACUCGCAGGAGGCUACGAGCAGUAGCUAUGCUGGGCAUGCAUUUGACUACCAGCAGUUUUCGGUGCUGAACAACAGGCUGACAGAGUACUUUGCAGACCUUGCGCUGGCUCUUAAGAAGCUGGAUAUUGUCAAGAGGCCGAUCGACGCGCCCAUUUGA
Messenger RNA from Ogataea haglerorum, 1314 nucleotides. RefSeq lists its product as uncharacterized. NCBI's taxonomy places the organism in Eukaryota, Fungi, Ascomycota, Pichiomycetes, Pichiales, Pichiaceae. The transcript has a single exon. The record is from RefSeq and is a predicted model, not a curated record. Bases 1 to 1314 code for a protein of 437 amino acids.